Molecule: messenger RNA, 2204 nt
Organism: Zingiber officinale
Lineage: Eukaryota; Viridiplantae; Streptophyta; Magnoliopsida; Zingiberales; Zingiberaceae
Product: acyl-CoA-binding domain-containing protein 4-like
Exons: 15
Coding region: 253-1812 (519 amino acids)
Molecular function (GO): protein binding
Source: RefSeq, a predicted model, not a curated record
UGCGAUCCAUAAUGGUGAUGCUGGCGUUCGUUUCAAACUGCCGAAGGGGUCGUCGCUCGGGAUCGCAUCCGUUGACGACGACCGGAUCUCCCACGGAAGACGAAGGGUAAGAGGAACAGAGAGUUCGGACAUCAGAUCUCUUUGUUUUCCCACCGGAUCGACUGCGACAGGUGCUUCUCUGAGUCCCUUCACUGCCUCCUCAUCGCGGAUUAAGCCGCAAAAUACAGAUCUGCUGAAAAUUGAAGCAUUGGUAUGGAAGUCUCAGACUUGAGUGGAACUAUGGAUGUGACAGCUAUUUUAGCAUCAUCCCCUUAUGAUAAAUGGUUUGCACUUUCAACCUCGGGCUGGUGCCCAUCAGCACGAUAUAAGCAUGCAGCAGAAUUUGUCAAUGAAAGACUCUACGUAGUUGGUGGAAGUCGUAAUGGCAGAUAUUUGUCAGAUGUUCAGGUAUUUGAUUUUAGGACAUUGAGAUGGUCUACUUUAAGACUUGAGGUAGACAAAGAUGGUUCCAGGUUGGACACAGUUGAUCAAGAAAAGGGCUUCCCUGCAGUGGCAGGCCACAGCUUGGUGAACUGGGAAAACAAGCUUCUAGUUGUUGCUGGAUUUACAAAGGAAUUGUUGGAUUAUGUGACAAUUUGGUCCAUUGAUCUAGAAACUAACAUCUGUUCAUUCGUUGCGACCUAUGGUAAAAUUCCGAUAGCUAGAGGAGGGCAAUCCACAACUUUGGUUGGUUCUAAACUUUUUAUGUUUGGUGGAGAAGAUAGAAAGAGGAAGCUGUUAAAUGACCUUCAUACCCUUGAUUUGACUACAAUGACGUGGGAGGAGAUUGGAACCAAGAAUGCAUCUCCAGCACCAAGAUUUGAUCAUUCAGCUGCAGUAUAUGCAGAUCAAUAUCUUCUCAUCUUUGGUGGUUCAUCUCAUUCAAUCUGUUUCAAUGAUUUACAUUUACUAGAUUUGCGGACUAUGGAAUGGUCACAACCACAAACUCAGGGUGCAUAUGUGACUCCUAGAGGUGGUCAUGCUGGCACCUUAGUAAAUGAAAACUGGUACAUAGUAGGAGGCGGAGAUAAUAUUAGUGGAGCCACUGAAACUGUUGCCUUGAAUAUAUCCAAGCUUGUGUGGUUGAUCACCACAAGUGUAGGGAAACGUGAUCCACUUGCUAGUGAGGGUCUUACUCUAUGCUCAGCAGUGCUGGAUGGUGAAAAGUUCAUCAUUGCCUUUGGUGGUUACAACGGGAAAUAUAACAAUGAGAUAUUUGUUCUAAAAAUUAAACCUAAAGAGCCAUUGCAACCACGACUUCUUCAAUCACCAGCAGCUGCAGCGGCUGCCGCUUCUGUAACUGCUGCAUAUGCUAUAAUCACUGCAACUGAUGAGAAAAACAUAGCUAUGAGAAAUUCAGUCAAUCCGGAUGUCAAAAGCAAUGAAAUUGAGAAUGUUCAGAAGCUUAGUGCUAUUGAUACUGAUACUCUUAAAGCAGAAAACAAGUUAUUAGAAUCGAGGAUAAUGCAAGCAAGAGAUGAGAAUUCAAGGCUACAGACCAAGAUUGAUGAGAUGAAUAUUACCCAUACUGAAUUAUUGAAGGAACUUCAAUCGGUGCAAAAUCAACUUACAGCUGAAAGUGCACGAUGUCUAAACUUGGAGACACAUAUUGCUGAAAUGCAGAAAAGCCUGGAGUCAUUUAGUUCUUUAGAACAUGAGAUCAAUAUGCUACGUCAUCAGAAAUCUCAAGUAGAUCAGGAGAUGGUUGUAGUACAGAAACAGAGAUCUGGGGGUGUCUGGCAAUGGCUUUCUGGCACCGCUGAUGAUGUUUAGUGAAAUCAGCAUGAACGGAGCCCGUGAAGAUAUUCAAGAUCCUUCAGAAGCCAAAUAUUUAAUUACUAAAUCUCAACAUUGUCUGAAAAUGGAAGGCAAGCCACGUUAUCCUCCAGCAUUAGUAGUAUGUUCUUAUGCAGAUGUUUGUCGGAAAUUCAUCGGUGAUUGCUGGUGGAUUUCAUCAAGCAAGAAUUACAUGCAACUUCAUAUGCAUCUAAGCUUCUCGGUUGGCAGUACAUAGGGCUCGAUAUUUAUGAUUACAUCGUUACUAAACAAGCUUUUGACAUUCGUUCAUUGGAAUAAAUGCAUCUGUCGGCCCGUAAAUGAACAAAUUAUCCUUGUAACUGCAUGGCAAGUGGAUUUCAUUGACGGUGGAACACUCGAUUGACUUC